AUGGUGCCUGCGGAUGUGUUUCAUGUCGCAUUGCCCAAGAAGCUGGGUGUAUCCUCUGGACGGCAUUUGUUGGCAAUUGCAGAGGAUGCAGACUCUAGAAGUAGCCAGUUUGAUGCUGAGACAGGUUCCAUCCCGAGCAGUCUGCUGAGUGGAAGAUCCCCUCAGACAGGCGGCGCGCGAUCUGUUACCUCCGUGGGCAGUGGCAUGUCAGAGAGCAUUCAGAUGUUUGAGGAGCUUUCCCAAGUGACACUGACCGUGAAUGCCAGCACAGAGCUGAUAGACGUGAUCGAAGUCAUCAUGCGUUUCUCACGGCAUUCAGAUGAGGACAAGCUCGAGUUCGGCAUGCCCACGCUGAAAAAGUUCAUCCGUCCUUUGGACUGGUUUCCGUUGGAGGCCAAGCUGCGCCAGUACGCGCAGGCGGCUCGGAAAGAGCAGCCGGCGCAGAAGAAGCUCGCACCCCUGAUGCUGCGUGUCCCUGGAGAUUCGCGAGGCUUUCUUCGUGCACAGAGUGUAUCAGUGAAGUCUGCAUUUGGCGGACCCCGUCCUGGGAAACAGCCGGCCUUGCUUCACAUGACUUUGAGCAGUUUCAAUGAGGAGCGGCGUGCGGCGACAGCAGAGCCGCCACCACUAUCACGAGUAGAAGAGAGUUCCCAUGCUCGGGCGGAAGCUCCGCCGCAAAGCUGA
Messenger RNA from Symbiodinium natans, 684 nucleotides. Lineage: Eukaryota; Dinophyceae; Suessiales; Symbiodiniaceae. The record is from the annotation of a GenBank genome assembly.